Molecule: messenger RNA, 4069 nt
Organism: Danio aesculapii
Lineage: Eukaryota; Metazoa; Chordata; Actinopteri; Cypriniformes; Danionidae
Gene: abr
Product: ABR activator of RhoGEF and GTPase
Exons: 23
Coding region: 133-3318 (1061 amino acids)
Biological process (GO): protein phosphorylation; positive regulation of GTPase activity; intracellular signal transduction
Cellular component (GO): membrane
Molecular function (GO): GTPase activator activity; protein serine/threonine kinase activity; guanyl-nucleotide exchange factor activity
Source: RefSeq, a predicted model, not a curated record
AGUGAGUGAGUGGAUGAAGAGAAAAUGAACAGUCGCUGCUUCACAACGCGCGUUUCAGACAGUCAACCCAAACUGUUUUAACACGAGCUUCACAUUUUCAAGGACUUGUUUCCCUCCUGCUCUAGUUUGACAAUGUGGGAGCAGGCGGAAUUUGAGAAGCACUGGAGGAAUGAGUUUCCUGACGGUGAAGUGCCCGUGAUGAACCUCCAUUCGGUGGAGGACAUCGAGGCUGAGCUGGAGAAAUGCAAAGCCAACCUGAAGGUGUUACAGCAGGCUCUGUCGGAGGAGAAGUUUAAGGUGAUUUACUUGCAGACAACCAUCGCGCAGAAGAAGAAAAAAUGUGACAUUGAGAAAUGCUGGAACAAAGGUUUAAAGAAAGACAACGCUUGCGGGACAGAAAGCAGAGGCGGGGACGAGCCGUUCGCUCGGGACUUACUCCGGGGCAGCAAGACAGGUAAACCCAUCCUCGCUCCUCCUCGGAAAAAGCCCGAAGUCCUGCAGGACAACUCACCAGCUCCUGACAUCCCUGAAAGCGUUGCCGAGCAACCGAACAACGAACCGGACAGUGACCGCGAGUUCGAGGACGAGGAGCUCAACCAGAACUUCGUGCAGAAAAACCUGCUCGUCCCGAAGGGUAACGUCCGGGAGAGUCACCGGCGGAAUCCCCGAGUCCGCAUUAGUCGGGAUAUGGAUUCGGAUGAUGGCAGAUUCUCUCCUUAUCUGCGCGGGUCUCACGGCUCGGGGCACAGUACACCUGACGGAUACCUGAGCUCAGACCACGACGACUCCUCCUCCGCAGACUUUAACUAUAACACUGAUGGCUACGAGGGAGAUCCUGCGGAGGACAGGAAGUCUCAAGAUGGCUCAGAAACCAUGCCCUUCAUCGACGAGUCGCCCACCAUGUCUCCUCAUCUCUGCGCUCGAGGACAAGAUGGAGAGGCCGUCUCUCCUACACCACCAGAAGGGCUCCUGUCUGGGGGAGACAUCGAGAAAGGUCUGGAGAUGAAGAAACUGGUUCUGUCUGGUUUUCUGGCCAGCGAGGAGAUCUAUAUUAACCAACUGGAGGCGUUGCUGCUGCCCAUGAAGCCUCUUAAAGCAACAGCUACUACUUCGAAGCCAGUGCUGACAGUGGAACAGAUCGACACCAUUUUCUUUAUGAUCCAAGACAUCUUUGAGAUCCAUAAGGAGUUUUAUGAUGCUCUUUCUCCCCACAUUCAGCAGUGGGAUGAGAAGGUCACUGUGGGGCAUCUCUUCCAGAAACUGGCCAGUAAGCUCGGCGUGUACAAAGCCUUUGUGGACAAUUAUAAAUUGGCAGUGGAGAUGGUGGAAAAAUGCAGCCAAGCCAACAUUCAGUUUCAGAAGAUCUCUGAGAAUCUGAAAGUUAAAGGUCCUAAAGAAUCCAAGGACUGCACUGCAACCGCCACAAUGGAGGCUCUCCUCUACAAGCCUAUUGACCGGGUUACUCGAAGCACUCUAGUCCUGCAUGACCUGUUGAAGCACACUCCUAAGGAUCAUCCUGAUUUCCCCUUACUGCAGGACGCUCUGAGAAUAUCCCAGAACUUCCUGUCCAGCAUCAAUGAAGAGAUCGACCCGCGCAGGACUGCUGUCACUACACCAAAGGGAGAGGCUCGUCAGCUGGUGAAGGAUGGCUUCCUGGUGGAGGUGUCAGAGGGAACGCGUAAACUCCGUCAUGUCUUCCUCUUCACAGACCUUCUGCUCUGCGCCAAGAUGAAAAAGACCGCAGUUGGGCGGCAUCAGCAGUAUGAGUGUAAAUGGUACAUUCCUCUGGCUGAUCUGAGCUUCCAGACGCUGGAUGAGUCGGAUUCUCUCCCACACGUUCAGACGCUCGCCGAGCACGAGAUCGAGGAGAUGAAGAUCAAGAUCUCCUCCAUCAAGAGCGAGAUCCAGAAAGAGAAGAAAGCGCAGAAGGGUCAGAGCCGGAAUGUGGAUCGUCUCAGAAAGAAGAUGAACGAGCAGGAGUCUUGUUUGCUGUUAAACUCCCCAACCAUCCCAUUCCGCAUCCACAACAAACACGGCAAGAGCUACCUGUUCCUGCUGUCCUCAGAUUAUGAGAGGUCGGAGUGGAGGGAAAGCAUUCAGAAACUGCAGAAGAAAGACCUCCUGGCGUGUGUGUUGAGUUCAGUAGAGCUGCAAGUGUUAACCGGCUCAUGUUUCAAACUCAGAACUGUUCACAACAUCCCUGUCACCAGCAACAAAGAUGAUGAGGAAUCUCCUGGUCUGUACGGCUUCCUGCAUGUGAUCGUCCAUAAAGCCACAGGCUUUAAGGAAUCUGCCAAUCUGUACUGUACGCUGGAGGUGGACUCUUUCGGCUACUUUGUCAGCAAAGCCAAAACACGUGUGUUCAGAGACACAACAGAACCACAGUGGAACGAGGAGUUUGAAAUCGAGUUGGAGGGCUCACAAUGUCUGCGGAUCUUGUGCUACGAGAAGUGUUACGACAAAUCGAAACUCAACAAGGACGACAACGAGAUCGUGGACAAGAUCAUGGGCAAGGGCCAAGUACAGCUGGACCCACAGACGGUGCAGUCCAAAAACUGGCACAUGGAUGUCAUAGAAAUGAACGGGAUUAAAGUAGAGUUUUCAAUGAAGUUUACGAGCCGCGACUUGAGCUUGAAGCGGACGCCGUCUAAGAAACAGAGCGGCGUGUUUGGAGUCAAAAUCAGCGUGGUGACAAAGCGCGAGCGCUCCAAGGUGCCUUACAUUGUGCGGCAGUGCAUAGAGGAGGUGGAGAAGAGAGGGAUUGAUGAAGUGGGCAUUUACAGGAUCUCUGGAGUGGCCACAGACAUCCAGGCCCUCAAAGCUGCGUUUGACGCCAAUACCAAAGAUAUCCUGAUGAUGUUGAGUGAUAUGGACAUUAAUGCCAUAGCAGGGACGCUGAAACUGUAUUUCAGGGAACUGCCAGAACCUCUUCUCACGGACCGGCUGUACCCGGCCUUCAUGGAGGGCAUUUCUUUAUCAGAUCCUGCAGCAAAAGAAAACUGCAUGAUGCAUCUGCUGCGCUCGCUACCAGACCCAAACCUUAUCACAUUCCUCACCCUGCUGGAACACCUCAAGAGGGUGGCAGAGAAGGAGCCGAUCAACAAGAUGUCUCUGCACAAUUUGGCCACAGUGUUUGGUCCGACCCUCUUGAGGCCUUCAGAGUCCGAGAGCAGUAAAGCCCAAAUCACACUGGCCUCCGACAUCUGGUCUCAUGAUGUCAUGGCACAGGUUCAGGUAUUGCUGUAUUACCUGCAGCAUCCGCCCAUAUCCUUCGCUGAGCUGAAGAAGAACACACUCUACUUCUCCACUGAUGUCUAACACACACACACACCACACCAUCAGUUCUUCAGUACACAAGCCAACGCCAUCAGAGAGAGACUGUGUUCAUGUGCAGCCCGGAGAAGAGCCGCGGCGAGAGGAGGACCACCUGAGAGAGCCCACCAUUCACUGUCGACACACGCAAAUCACGCACUUAUCACACAGCUGUCCUGCCAAACACAAAAACACCCCCAUUACCGUCCCGUCCGAAGGUUUGUAUGAUAGGACGUGAGCUCAUCAGAGUCACAGAUGCAUGCUGGGAUGUCUGUGGACUCCUCUGAAGCCCAGCUCAGUGAUCCCGGAGCUGGAAUACUACGGUAAAUUUCUCCUCUUCCCCAAGAGACAUUCCGGUAAACAUCAGCAUUGACAUGUUUAUACAUAUGAUUUGUUUUGUUUUGUUUCAGAAGCUUUUGUGCAUGUGAUAUGAGCGUGUGUGUGUGUGUGUUUGUGUGAGAGAAAGGAAGAGCAAAUGCGUUUGUUCAGAAUUAAAUCUCAUGCUGCGAGUGUUUCCUUCUGGGCAAAACUUUUCCCAGACCUUUCUCGUCCAAGUACAUCCAGGCCAAAAGAAUUGCCCUAUUUAUUAUGAAUAUAUACUGUUAAUUGUGCCUGUACAGUUCAGUACACAUGGAGACUCUGCAGAACCGUUCGUUUGCAAUUUAUUUUGGCCUUUUUGAUUCGUUUUAAAUGUGAGUAUAGGGUUAAUUAUGCUGUAGAAAAGAGUUAAUGGAACACUCCACUUUUUUGGGGGGGU